AUGAAGAGGAAGAAUUUAUCUGUUGUGAAUAAAGUUGUCCAGUCUUCACCAGCAGUGAAACAGCCUAAACUUGGGUUCUACUCUUCUCUCAACCAGACUCAUACAUACACUGUCCUUCUAGACUGGGGGAGUUUGCCUCACUAUGUAGUGUUACGCAUUUUUCAGUAUCUUCCUUUAAUGGAUCGGGCCCGGGCAUCUUCUGUAUGUAGGAGAUGGAAUGAAGUUUUUCAUAUUCCUGACCUUUGGAGAAUGUUUGAGUUUGAACUGAACAAGUCAGCUACUUCAUAUUUUAACUCCACUCAUCCUGAUCUCAUUCAACAGAUCAUUAAAAAACAUGCUGCCCAUCUCCAGUAUGUCAGCUUUAAGGUUGAUAGUAGUACUGAAUCAGCAGAAGCUGCCUGUGAUAUACUUUCUCAGCUGGUAAAUUGUUCUAUCCAGACUUUGGGCUUGAUUUCAACGGCCAAGCCAAGUUUUAUGAAUGUGUCAAAGUCUCAUUUUGUGUCAGCACUUACAGUUGUUUUUGUCAACUCAAAAUCAUUAUCAUCAAUCAAAAUUGAAGACACACCAGUGGAUGAUCCUUCUUUGAAGAUUCUUGUGGCCAAUAAUAGUGAUACUCUAAGACGCCUCAAAAUGAGUAGCUGUCCUCAUGUUUCAUCUGAUGGAAUCCUUUGUGUAGCUGACCAUUGUCAAGGUCUUAGAGAACUGGCAUUAAAUUAUUACAUGCUAAGUGAUGAACUUCUCCUGGCACUUUCAAGUGAGACCCAUGUUAACCUUGAGCAUCUUCGAAUAGAUGUUGUGAGUGAAAAUCCUGGACAAAUCAAAUUUCUUUCUAUUAAAAAACAAAGUUGGGAUGUACUCAUUAAACACUCCCCUGGAGUUAAUGUUGUUAUGUACUUCUUUUUAUAUGAAGAGGAAUUGGAGACGUUCUUCAAAGAAGAAACCCCUGUUACUCACCUUUAUUUUGGUCGUUGCAUAAGCAAAGCAAUUCUAGGACGGAUAGGUCUUAACUGUCCACGACUAAUAGAGUUAGUAGUAUGUGCUAAUGGUCUUCAGGCUCUUGAUGAUGAACUUAUUUGUAUUGCUGAACACUGUAAAAACUUAACAGCCUUGGGCCUCAGUGAAUGUGAAGUUAGCUGCAGUGCAUUCAUUGAGUUUGUAAGACUAUGUGGGAGAAGGCUAACCCAGCUCUCUAUCAUGGAGGAAGUUUUGAUCCCUGAUGAUGAUUAUAGCCUAGAUGAAAUUCAUGCUGAAGUCUCCAAAUACCUGGGAAGAGUAUGGUUCCCUGAUGUCAUGCCUCUCUGGUAA
Molecule: messenger RNA, 1305 nt
Organism: Physeter macrocephalus (sperm whale)
Lineage: Eukaryota; Metazoa; Chordata; Mammalia; Artiodactyla; Physeteridae
Gene: FBXL21P
Product: F-box and leucine rich repeat protein 21
Exons: 4
Coding region: 1-1305 (434 amino acids)
Biological process (GO): positive regulation of protein ubiquitination
Molecular function (GO): protein binding
Source: RefSeq, a predicted model, not a curated record